Messenger RNA from Ochlerotatus camptorhynchus, 1342 nucleotides. RefSeq lists its product as uncharacterized. Bases 532 to 1338 code for a protein of 268 amino acids. The transcript has 4 exons. The record is from RefSeq and is a predicted model, not a curated record. NCBI's taxonomy places the organism in Eukaryota, Metazoa, Arthropoda, Insecta, Diptera, Culicidae. Gene Ontology annotation, cellular component: membrane.
CUCACCAGCAUGGAUCGCCGCGUCUUUCGUCUUUCGGAGGUGUACAUAUGAUUCGUGUGGCAGUUGAAGACUCGUUAACAGAUGAACCGGCCGAAAUAAUUAAACAUUCAGUUGUUGUCGUGUAAAGAGUGAAGUACUACCGGCCGUAGAAUCGUUACAUUGGUGCAUUUUUGCUGUCCUCGAAGUAGAAGUCCAUCCAUUCAGCAGCAAUGACAAUCUACGGAAAAUUGGUGCAAAUAAUUAUCAUCUCAUUUUGAGAAGAAGAAAUUGUUUUGUUUUUGUUCAUGCCGCAUGCUUCUGUUUGGUUAGUGCUUGAACAGCUGUUUCCUGGCUUCUAUUCGACCGGCUCUGGUGCAUUAUGUGAAUUGAGAGGUGGUGAUUGCAUAUUGAUAGGAAAGGUAUGCCAUCAGCUUCAUCUGCAAAAAAAAUGCCCUCCUUGACGUAAGAAUCGCAUCUCCAAGGCUUUGAGCGGAACUUUAUGGAAUAGGAAUCGCAAUAGCAUUUAUAAUUGGUUCAUUAUUCUUCAAGAGAAUGUCCAGCCAAUCGGUUCUAUAUAAACGAAACGUUUUGAUCACCAAUGGAUCCUCACCACUAUCGCAAGCCCUGUGCGAACAGCUGAUCGAGACGCACAAAUGUCAAGUGGCGUUACUUUCCUCUUACGAUGAACAAAAGGAUGCAACUCGUCGGCAGCAUGAGUCGAUAAGCUUAUUUGAUUGUAAUCUCACCAACAGAAAGCAAGUUUGUGACCUGGCAGAGAAAUUAGAAAAACAAUUUGGAACGAUUGAACUGGUGAUCCAUCAAGAGAGUGGUACUGGCUUGCAUAGUACUGAUCAGGAGACCACCCAUUUCGUCAGCCAAACUUCAAACGAUAUUUUAGGAUUUGUCAACCUUCUCACGUGUUUCGUCCCUUGUAUGCUACAACAAGAGAGAGGAAGGAUUGUUUCAAUCAAACACACCCCCAGUAAUGCCAAGGCAGCCAUAGACAGCCAACCAGACUAUGAUGAUCUCGUACAAAGCAUUUUCCGUUCACAGACGGCUUCGUUACCCAAUCACAGUAUAAGGGGACCAGAAAACAUUCGGUUCACCACAGUUUUCAGCAACUAUCAACAACAAAAACAACUGCAGCAGCCAAAACUGACACUCAACUUAAAUUUGACCGAACAUGAAGUUGCACAACGCAUUCUGAGGGGUGUCGAAUCGGAACAAACGUACGUGCAAAUUCAGGCGCGGCGUAAUUUGCUCGAGUUUUGCUCGGCAAACAUUGUCCAACUGGCCUCGAUUGGGUUGGACAAAUUGCAGCUGAAAAAAUCGCAGAAAAUUCCAAUUAAAGUACAAUAAAGAU